Molecule: messenger RNA, 315 nt
Organism: Strongylus vulgaris
Lineage: Eukaryota; Metazoa; Nematoda; Chromadorea; Rhabditida; Strongylidae
Source: the annotation of a GenBank genome assembly
CCGAAUGAAGCUAAAGUAACACAAUUUCUAGUUGAUUGCGCUGAACAACUUUUUGAACCAGUGGCAAGCGGGCAAGAACCACCAGAAGCGCAUGAUGUACGAGUGGAAGCUUUUGCUAAAGCAAUGGCUAGGCAAGAGGGUCAUCAACUUCAUGUGGAUAUCUCAUGGCAAAUGCCACCGAAAAACAGUUCCAUCCUCUUACGCGCGUUCAAACUGCAAGUGAAUGGGACUGACGGUGACCGAUGUUUUGUUUUCAACGUUACUGAUUUCGGAUGGACACAGGAUUCAGCUUCGGUAGGUGCUCUUCAAUUUUAA